This is a messenger RNA of Hirsutella rhossiliensis, 1191 nucleotides long. Its product is annotated as NUDIX domain-containing protein. The transcript has 2 exons. Gene Ontology annotation, molecular function: metal ion binding; NADH pyrophosphatase activity. Bases 1 to 1191 code for a protein of 396 amino acids. The record is from RefSeq and is a predicted model, not a curated record. Gene Ontology annotation, biological process: NAD+ catabolic process; NADP+ catabolic process. Gene Ontology annotation, cellular component: cytosol. Lineage: Eukaryota; Fungi; Ascomycota; Sordariomycetes; Hypocreales; Ophiocordycipitaceae.
AUGCCCGAGCCCCCGGCUCUCCACGCCGACGCCUCCAUGCUCACCCGGCGCUUCGGCAAGGAAAUCAUAAACUACUACGCGGGCAGCCGCCUCAACCGCUACUCCUUCCUCCGCUCCGACGCCGUCUUCCUCGCCGCCGCCGCCGCCAGCCCCGCCGCCCGCUUCAUCGUCCUCAGCAACCUCGCCCCGCUCGUCGCCGCCGGCAACCGCCAUCUCGCCCACCUCCCCUUUGACCGCGUCAGGCCCCUGAUAGGCCCCGACCCCUUUGCCUUGAGCGACGCCCGGGCCGUCGACUACUUUGACUCGUCGGCGCCGCCGAAGCCGCUGGUUGUCUUUCUCGGCACCGUCGAGGGCGGCCAUGAGGCCGUUGACCUCGACACGUCCGACUUUGGCGUCGUUCGUGCCCAGCCCAUUUUCGCCGUUGAUGCGACGCCCAGGGGCGCCGGCGCCGGCGCCGCGGCGGCCUUUCUGAAGCAGCAUGAGGCCGAGGGUCUUUCGCUGCAGACUGACGUGAGGAGCAUGGUCCUCAACUCCGAAGCCGACUGGAACACCCGCAACCCCUUCUGCGCCGGCUGUGGCGGCCCCAACCUCUCCGUCGAGGCCGGCUACAAGCGCGUUUGCCCCCGGACGGACCGCAAGGGCGGCUCCGACGCCCAGCCCCGCGCCGACUGCCCCACGCGCCACGGCGUCUCCAACCUCUGCUUCCCCCGCUCCGACCCCACCAUGAUUGCCGCCGUCGUCUCCGCAGACGGCCAGCGCAUCCUGCUCGGCCGCCAAGCUCGCUACCCGCCCGACUGGUACAGCACCCUCGCCGGCUUCCUCGAGCCCGGAGAGUCCGUUGAGGAGGCUGUGCGCCGUGAGGUCUGGGAAGAGGCCGGCGUCAGGGUCGGCAGGGUCGUCAUCCACUCCACCCAGCCCUGGCCCUACCCGUCUACCCUCAUGCUGGGUGCCGUCGCUCAGGCGUUGCCUGGCGAGGAGGAAAUCACGCUCAACGACAAGGAACUCGAGAGCGCCAAGUGGUUCACCGUCGACGAGGUUCGAGAAGCCCUGAAGGAGACGGGCCUCCGGGGCGAGCCCGCGCCAGAGGGACACAGGGAGUCAAGAUUGCGAGUGCCCCCGCCUCAGGCCAUCGCCAAUCGCCUCAUGACUGCAGUAGUAGAGGGAUAUUUGACAGGAAUCCCAAAGAUAUGA